This is a messenger RNA of Linepithema humile (Argentine ant), 639 nucleotides long. Its product is annotated as odorant receptor 22c-like. The record is from RefSeq and is a predicted model, not a curated record. Lineage: Eukaryota; Metazoa; Arthropoda; Insecta; Hymenoptera; Formicidae. Gene Ontology annotation, molecular function: olfactory receptor activity; odorant binding. Gene Ontology annotation, biological process: detection of chemical stimulus involved in sensory perception of smell; sensory perception of smell. Gene Ontology annotation, cellular component: plasma membrane.
GAAGAAAUUCAGCGUGGACAUAUAUAUGAUGCACCUGGUACUGCUGCUGACAGCGCAGUAUCGAUACACGUCGGUGAAGCUCACAAUGUUAUUCCAGGAUCCUCAGAACAGCAGCGACGCAUUUCCAAAAAGACGAUAUCCUAUUUCAAAUCAGUGGGUACAGAGAGAGUUAAGAGCGUUAUGUCGUCAUCAAAACAGUGUUUUGCGUAUAUCAGUUAUGUUAAGGAAACUCUUGUCCGUGAAUUUCAGUCUGCUUUAUAUCAACAACAUUUUUCGAUUCUGCUUUAUAGGUAUUCUGAUGACUGCAAUACCAUAUCUGACUUUCAUGGAAGGAAUUUCGAUUUUUUUGUUCGCAAUUGGUUCAAUGACACAAUUUUUUCUAUUGUGUUUUUCGGUACAAACAUUAUCAGACGCGAGUACGAAAAUAACGGAUACGGCGUUUGAUGAAGGCUGGUAUCAAUUUGAACCAUUGAUAAAACGCACAUUUCUGUUGCUUAUUAUGGCUAAUAAUCUAGAGUGUAAAAUUGCAGCAGUUGACAAGUUCAAUCUGUCUUUGCCCUCAUUUAUGACGAUCAUGAAUCAAUCAUAUUCAAUUGCUCUUUUGUUUUUAAGAGCAAAAUAAAUUGGAAAUGUUGCAAG